UAAAAAAUAAUGUGAUAUAACAUAGAACGCAUAUAAGAGUAAUAUACAACAAAACUGAACAGUCAACAAGAAGCUAAGCCAUGUUUCAACAUGGCCAACUGUUGUGGCGCCAUUUAUCACGCUAUUUGCACAACACACAAGUGCAAAGGCAGCUUACCCAUUACGAUGUCUUAGGCAUAAACAAGCGCUCCACUCAGAACGAAAUCAAAGCAGCAUAUUACAAGCUCUCUAUGAUCUACCAUCCGGAUCGCAAUGAGGGUAGCGAAAGUGCUGUGAAAAAGUUUCGUGAAAUAAAUCAGGCAUACGAAGUGUUAGGCAAUUAUCGACUGCGCCGCCUCUACGAUAAGGGCAUUGUACAUACGGCUGGAGCGCAGUACGCACAGGAUAUACCCGAUAUUGAGCCAGAUGUGGAGGAUGAUGCAGAGACUAAGUUCUACAAGUCGCGGUUCAAAAAGUCUAAGGUUGCCGACUCAGACGGACGCACGCCCAUAUACAAUUUCGAUGAAUGGAGUCGUUCACAUUAUGGCAAAAACUUUGAUCGGCGGCAGGCUGCGCAGCAAAAAUAUGAUCGUCUGCGUCGACAAAAGGAAAUUAAUAUAGUUUCAGGGCAAAACGACCUUGUCAUAUUUGCCUUCAUCUUUGCAAGCGUUGCCAUGUACCUCAUAUUUGUUGCUGAGACCUCAUAUGAUACGCCCAAACACAAAGCGGAAGAGCGUCACAGAAUAAGCCUGGAGGAGCAGACAAAGUCAAAAAGCGAUGGCUAACGCUUUCUAGUUCUCUUAAACAUAACUAAGUUAAGCCUAAUUGUUCAAAAAAUAGGAAAAUUGUAAAUAAAUCUGUAUAUUUACAUAUGUACAUCU
Drosophila busckii is the source of this 860-nucleotide messenger RNA. RefSeq names its product dnaJ homolog subfamily C member 30, mitochondrial. The record is from RefSeq and is a predicted model, not a curated record. The transcript has a single exon. NCBI's taxonomy places the organism in Eukaryota, Metazoa, Arthropoda, Insecta, Diptera, Drosophilidae. The coding region runs from base 81 to 764 and encodes 227 amino acids.